UUUCUCCUUCUGCAGCUCGAAUCCAAAACAUCUAUCUAUAGCUCGGGGUAUAGGGGAAAGAUGUUUAACUCGGUGAAUCUGAGCAACUUCUGCUCUCAGACGCGUAAAGACCGGACAUCCGAGUUCGGGGACAGGACGGGCUGUGCCUCUAACAUCUACCUCCCCAGCUGCACUUACUACGUCCCAGAAUUUUCUACCGUCUCGUCGUUCCUUCCGCAGGGGCCUUCGCGGCAAAUAACCUACCCUUAUUCCACAAAUUUGUCUCAAGUGCAGCCGGUACGAGACGUCUCCUACGGUCUGGACCCCUCCAGCAAAUGGCACCACAGAAGCAACUAUGCGUCUUGCUACUCAGGAGAGGAUCUGGUGCACAGGGACUGCCUUCCGCCAUCCACCAUGACAGAAAUGCUCAUGAAAAACGAGAGUGUGUACAGCCACCACCACCACCAUCCCAGCUCUAAUCACCCAUCGACCGGCUUCUAUUCUGGCGUGGGGAAAAACAACGUGCUUCCACAAGGUUUUGACCGCUUCUUUGAGACGGCAUAUUGUGGCUCGGACAAUCAGUCAGACCAUUGUUUACAAAAGAGCGAGUCGGCUAAGCUGGACAACGCGUCCCAACAGCCCAGCGACGUGUCUGGCGUGGAAGAAACGGAAAAGGAGCCGGAGGAUGAGGAGCAACGUACAAAUUCUGCCUCGUGUACCUCGUCGGCUACAAAGGACGCCAAUGCAGGCAAGAUCAUCAGCCACUCGAGUACACCUCGCCAGAGGAAGAAGAGAUGCCCGUACUCCAAAUUUCAAAUCCGUGAACUGGAACGAGAGUUUUUUUUUAAUGUUUACAUCAACAAGGAGAAAAGGCUGCAGCUCUCCAGAAUGUUAAACCUGACAGAUAGACAAGUAAAAAUAUGGUUUCAAAAUAGGAGAAUGAAAGAAAAGAAGCUGAGCAGAGACCGCUUACAGUAUUUUUCUGGAAACCCGUUGUUAUGAAUCUUGAACUGGUAUCAGCAGACUAACAGUUAACUUUACUUGAUAUUUCCGUAAACCGUGGCUGGUCAAAUCCAACUUUGUUUAGCACAUUUGUGAUAAACCUAUACGUCAUGCAAUUUCAGACAACAUUUGUGGAAACUACAAUUAUAUAAAUUUAAAUAAUCCAAGUUCAAAUUUACGUUUCCGCUUUUGCCGUCGGUAAUAAACGGCAGUAUUCGACAUUUGCUAUUGUCAUAUUAACCGUAGUUGAACAAUAGCAAAUCAAAACUGUUGUAAAUAUGUAACCUAUAAGAAACAUUUGGGGGCUUGAGUCUCCCUUUUCUUUGUUUUUUUAUUUUUUUUUUACAUUUUGUUUUCUUAAACUGUGACUUGUACAAUCAGUAAUAAUGUAUUCCUUGUACAGAGACUAUGCAAUGUGCAUUUGUGACUGUAAAUAUAAUAUCAAUUUAACUUUGUUUUUCAUAACCUUGCUGCUAUUUUCUUUAUAUUGCCCGAGCAACCUCGCGCGCUUUAGCCUAUUGUUCGUUUUCUUAAAUUAUUUGCUUUAUGCUGGUGGCAAGUGAUUGAGUCUUUUCUUGUCUUGUACAUAAACGAGUGAUAAAGAUUAGACUACACUUGGUCUAUGUACGAUAUAUUAUAAGUCUUCAAUUAAGAAAUAAAUAGAAAUAAUGUCAAAGCC
Astyanax mexicanus (Mexican tetra) is the source of this 1660-nucleotide messenger RNA. It is a transcript of the gene hoxc11a, whose product is annotated as homeobox C11a. Gene Ontology annotation, molecular function: RNA polymerase II cis-regulatory region sequence-specific DNA binding; DNA-binding transcription factor activity, RNA polymerase II-specific. The record is from RefSeq and is a predicted model, not a curated record. The transcript is spliced from 2 exons. Gene Ontology annotation, biological process: regulation of transcription by RNA polymerase II; anatomical structure development. Gene Ontology annotation, cellular component: nucleus. Lineage: Eukaryota; Metazoa; Chordata; Actinopteri; Characiformes; Acestrorhamphidae. The coding region runs from base 61 to 981 and encodes 306 amino acids.